Molecule: messenger RNA, 908 nt
Organism: Budorcas taxicolor (takin)
Lineage: Eukaryota; Metazoa; Chordata; Mammalia; Artiodactyla; Bovidae
Gene: ING2
Product: inhibitor of growth family member 2
Exons: 2
Coding region: 1-846 (281 amino acids)
Biological process (GO): positive regulation of DNA-templated transcription
Cellular component (GO): nucleus
Source: RefSeq, a predicted model, not a curated record
AUGUUAGGGCAGCAGCAGCAGCAGCAACUCUACUCGUCGGCCGCGCUCCUGACCGGCGAGCGGAGCCGGCUCCUCACCUGCUACGUGCAGGACUACCUCGAGUGUGUGGAGUCGCUGCCCCACGACAUGCAGAGGAACGUGUCCGUGCUAAGGGAGCUGGACAACAAAUAUCAAGAAACAUUAAAGGAAAUUGAUGAUGUCUAUGAAAAAUAUAAGAAAGAAGAUGAUUCAAACCAGAAAAAACGCCUCCAGCAGCAUCUCCAGAGGGCAUUAAUCAAUAGUCAAGAACUGGGAGAUGAAAAAAUUCAAAUUGUCACACAGAUGCUCGAAUUGGUGGAAAACCGGGCCAGGCAAAUGGAGCUGCACUCCCAGUGUUUUCAAGAUCCGGCCGAAAGUGAUCGAGCUGCGGAUAAAGCGAAGAUGGACUCCAGCCAACCGGAACGGUCUUCCAGAAGGCCCCGCCGCCAGCGGACCAGUGAAAGCCGCGACCUGUGUCACAUGACGAACGGGAUCGAGGACUGUGACGAUCAGCCUCCCAAAGAAAAGAAAUCCAAGUCCGCCAAGAAAAAGAAACGCUCCAAGGCCAAGCAGGAAAGAGAAGCUUCCCCCGUCGAGUUUGCAAUAGAUCCCAAUGAACCUACAUACUGUUUAUGUAACCAAGUGUCUUACGGGGAAAUGAUCGGAUGUGACAAUGAACAGUGUCCAAUCGAAUGGUUUCACUUUUCGUGUGUUUCACUUACCUAUAAACCAAAGGGGAAAUGGUAUUGCCCAAAGUGCAGGGGAGAUAAUGAGAAAACGAUGGACAAAAGUACUGAAAAGACAAAGAAGGAAAGAAGAUCGAGGUAGUUAAAGGCCAUCCACAUUUUAAAGGGUUGUCUUUUAUAUAAUUCUUUCAGAAUCUACUUUCA